CGCCCGUGCUCUUUCUCUCCGGUGAGAUAAGUCGUGAGUGGUGGUGGCGUGUCUGGCACCGAGAAAGCCGGUAAAUACGGUGGAAAAUGGAAGACAUUUUGACGCUUUUCACCUCUAUUGGACUUACUGAGCAGAAGGCGAAAGAAACUGUGAAGAAUGAAGCGCUGAGUGGUGCUCUCAAGGAAGCCAUUGGUCAGGCACAGCAAGUACAUGGAGGGUCUGGGGUGGACAAAGCCAUGGGCACCUUGCUCUACAGCAUGGCUUCUCGCCUCAAAGAUGGAAAACGCCUGUCAUUCCUCACUGACAUGAUUGCCCAUCGUAAAAUCAACACAGAGUUGCAACUGGCAGCGGCCUUGGAGUAUGUGAAGAGCCACCCCAAUGAUCCAAUUAACCAGAAGGAGUUUGAAGAUGACUGUGGAGUGGGCGUGGUCAUAACACCAGAGCAAAUUGAGGAAGCUGUGGAGUCUGUUAUUAAGAAGCACAAGGAAAAGCUUUUAAAGGAGAGGUACCGCUUCAAUAUGGGACUGCUGAUGGGGGCUGCUCGAGCUGCUCUUAAAUGGGCAGAUGGAAAAGUAAUCAAAAAUGAGGUUGACAUGCAGGUGCUCCAUCUCCUGGGACCCAAGACAGAAUCUGACCUUGAGAAGAAACCAAAGGCACCUAAAACUAAAUCUGACAAUGAGGUGAAAGUAAAGAAAGAGGAGGUUGCUGUAAAUGGUGAAGCACCAUAUGAAGGCAAAUCUCUCAUGGAGCAGUUGAGAGGAGAAGCCCUCAAAUUCCACAAACCAGGCGAGAACUAUACGACUGAAGGUUAUGUGGUUACUCCUAAUACAAUGGCCCUUUUGAAAAAGCAUCUGGAAUAUACAGGUGGACAGAUUCGUACCCGCUUCCCACCAGAGCCCAAUGGUAUUCUUCAUAUUGGACAUGCUAAAGCUAUCAACUUUAACUUUGGGUAUGCCAAGGCCAACAAUGGAAUCUGCUUCUUAAGAUAUGAUGAUACAAAUCCUGAAAAAGAAGAGGAAAAAUACUUUACUGCCAUAAAGGACAUGGUUGAAUGGCUAGGGUACAAACCAUAUGAAGUGACGCAUGCUUCUGACAACUUUCAGAAACUGUAUGACCUUGCUGUGGAGCUUAUUCGCAGAGGCCAUGCAUACAUUUGCCACCAGAAAGGUGAGGAGCUUAAGGGUCACAAUCCUCCUCCAUCUCCGUGGCGAGACCGUCCCAUUGAGGAAUCUCUGGUUUUGUUUGAGCGGAUGAAGAAGGGGCUGUUUGCAGAGGGAGAGGCUACACUCAGAAUGAAGAUGGUGAUGGAGGACGGAAAGAUGGACCCAGUUGCCUACAGAAUAAAAUACACGCCACAUCACAGAACCGGAGACGAAUGGUGCAUCUAUCCCACUUAUGACUACACUCACUGUCUGUGUGAUUCUAUUGAAAAUAUUACACACUCUCUCUGUACCAAAGAGUUUCAAGCGAGACGUUCUUCGUAUUACUGGCUAUGUAAUGCUCUGGAUGUGUACUGCCCUGUGCAGUGGGAGUAUGGCCGUCUAAACCUCACAUACACUGUUGUGUCCAAGAGGAAAAUUAUUAAGCUGGUGGAAACUGGAGCAGUCAGAGACUGGGAUGAUCCUCGUCUCUUCACUUUGACCGCUUUGAGGCGGAGAGGUUUCCCACCAGAAGCGAUAAAUAACUUCUGUGCGCGGGUUGGAGUAACUGUUUCUCAGACGACGACUGAGCCCCACCUGCUGGAGUCCUGUGUGCGUGAUGUGUUAAAUGAGACCGCACCACGAGCGAUGGCUGUGCUUGAGCCUCUCAAAGUCACCAUAACCAAUCUGCCUGAAGAUUUUAGGUUGGAUGUGACUGUACCAGACUUUCCUGCAAAUGAGGCCAAAGGCAGCCACAAAGUGCCCUUUACAAGAACGAUCUACAUCGAGCAGAGUGACUUUAGAGAGGUUAUGGAGAAGGGUUAUAAACGUUUAACACCGGACCAACCAGUAGGCCUAAGGCAUGCAGGAUACAUCAUAUAUGCUCAGAAGAUCAUCAAGGAUGCUCAGGGAAACAUUGUUGAGCUGGAGGUGACCUGCUGCAGUUCGACCUCAGUGGAGGCAAAUCAAAAACCCAAGGCUUUUAUUCACUGGGUCAGUGAGCCCCUGGCGUGUGAAGUCCGCCUCUACGAGAGACUGUUUUUACACAAACAUCCAGAAGAUAGUUCUGAGGUACCCGGUGGUUUCCUGAGUGAUAUAAACCCUAACUCCCUGCAAACUAUCAGCAGUGCCUUCAUAGAUACCUCGGUGAAGGGUGCAAAAGUAUUUGACAAAUUUCAAUUUGAGAGAGUUGGGUAUUUCUCGCUAGAUCCUGACAGCACAGCCGACAAGCUUGUCUUCAACAGAACAGUUACCCUUAAAGAAGACCCAGGAAAGAUAUGAAUAACUGAGAUGAAGCCAUAUACCACUGCCUUCCUCGAGCCUACGGUUAACAUAGAGAUUGCUACUAAAUAUGUAACAUUGGACCACCAUGUCUGAAUAAGCAUUUUUUAAAUAAAUAAUGCUGUUAACUUUGAAA
This is a messenger RNA of Boleophthalmus pectinirostris (great blue-spotted mudskipper), 2556 nucleotides long. RefSeq names its product glutaminyl-tRNA synthetase 1 (gene qars1). Gene Ontology annotation, cellular component: cytosol; aminoacyl-tRNA synthetase multienzyme complex; cytoplasm. The record is from RefSeq and is a predicted model, not a curated record. Gene Ontology annotation, molecular function: glutamine-tRNA ligase activity; ATP binding. Gene Ontology annotation, biological process: translation; glutaminyl-tRNA aminoacylation. The transcript is spliced from 23 exons. Bases 87 to 2420 code for a protein of 777 amino acids. Lineage: Eukaryota; Metazoa; Chordata; Actinopteri; Gobiiformes; Gobiidae.